Acaulospora morrowiae is the source of this 242-nucleotide messenger RNA. The record is from the annotation of a GenBank genome assembly. NCBI's taxonomy places the organism in Eukaryota, Fungi, Glomeromycota, Glomeromycetes, Diversisporales, Acaulosporaceae.
ACAAUUCUCGCGAUUGGCACUCGCGGAUCGCGAAGAUCGUCCGAAGCAGGUCUUCUUUACAUGGACAUGAUCACACGGUUUUUACAUGUCCCCUUGGAUGAGACUCUUCAUUGUUGUGACUCGCAAUCCGAUCGGUUAUAUCACACCCGAUGCAGAGCUCAAAUCGACCUGACAACCUUUCAAAGACCACCAAAAGAUUAUAAUUUGUUUGAACCAGCUGUUUUUAAUUGGUCAUAUGAAUG